AUGGCUUCCUGCUCUACGUUCAACCUUUCACCAGGUCCAAAACCCACAAAACCUUUACCUCAUUCGCUCCUAAAACCACUGAUUCACGAACCCGAAACCGAGAGCCGAACCCAAAUCCAAACCCCUUACCCAAAGCUCAUAAUCACUGGUCCUUCCAAGCUCUCCGGCCAUGUACCCAUCAGCGGCUCCAAGAACUCAGCUUUACCCAUUCUUGCAGCGACCCUUUGCUGCUCAGGCACUUCAAAGAUUCACAAUGUGCCCAAUUUGUUGGAUACCCGCACAAUGGCUUCGGUUUUAGCUUCUCUUGGAGCCAAAGUUGAAGUCUUUAAUAAUGAAAUGUUGGUUAACACUGAUGGGGUUGACUCAGUUGAGCCUAAUUCGGAUGAAAUUCGUAAGAUAAGAGGUGGAUUUUUCGUCAUUGGCCCGUUGGUAGCCCGAUUCGGCGAGGCUGUGGUUGCAUUGCCCGGUAUUGAUCAAUUAACCAUUGACUCAAAAGUUUUAGCUAUAAAGACUUUAUUAUUUCAGUUAUUUGAUAUCUACAAGAAGAAUGUAAUUCCUAAUGUGGUUCAAAAUGUGCAAAAUGUUGUUGCAACUUCUACUAGUCAAACUCCUGAUUCUAUAUCUGUCCCUAUAAUGAGAAAUUUCUCUAUUGAAGAAGUUGUUGAUGACAAUCAAUUUAGUCUUUUGGGUUGGUGGAAAAACAAUCAAUCAUUAUACCCUGUUGUUUCCCUCAUGGCUCGAGAUUUGCUAACUAUUCCAGCUUCUACUGUAGCAUCAGAAUCAUGUUUCAGUGCAGGUGGUAGAGUUGUAUCGGAGAAAAGGGCUAGUUUGAGUCCGAGUACAAUAGAAGCUUUAAUUUGCUUGAAAGAUUGGGGCUUGGCAGAUUCAAGAAAGCAAGAUGCAUUGGUGGAUGAGCAACGAGCUGAAGAAUUAAUGAACAUUAGAGCAUCAAGACCAGAUUGGAUGGUAGACAGUGAAGUUGAGAUUGUUGGUGAAUCUGAAAAUGAGACCAUUCAAAGUUGA
This is a messenger RNA of Prunus avium (sweet cherry), 1023 nucleotides long. The record is from RefSeq and is a predicted model, not a curated record. NCBI's taxonomy places the organism in Eukaryota, Viridiplantae, Streptophyta, Magnoliopsida, Rosales, Rosaceae.